This is a messenger RNA of Doryrhamphus excisus (bluestripe pipefish), 1522 nucleotides long. It is a transcript of the gene insm1a, whose product is annotated as insulinoma-associated 1a. Lineage: Eukaryota; Metazoa; Chordata; Actinopteri; Syngnathiformes; Syngnathidae. Gene Ontology annotation, cellular component: nucleus; transcription repressor complex. Gene Ontology annotation, molecular function: RNA polymerase II cis-regulatory region sequence-specific DNA binding; DNA-binding transcription repressor activity, RNA polymerase II-specific. The record is from RefSeq and is a predicted model, not a curated record. Gene Ontology annotation, biological process: negative regulation of transcription by RNA polymerase II; regulation of cell cycle process; neuron differentiation.
AUGCCACGAGGCUUCCUCGUCAAGAGAAGCAAGAGGUCCAAUCCGGUUUCGUACCGGUUCCGAGGCGAGGAUGAGGAAGACGAGCCGCAGCCUUCACUUUUACCGCCGAUGCCCCCCUGCUGGCCGGCUGCCCCGGAGAGGACCACCGAAGCAGUCCAGUUCGGCGACCCGGAGGUGAUGUACCAGGGUCUGUACAGCCCCACCCGGCCCGUUAGCAGAGCGCUGGACCCGGACAGAAGGUUCAGUUUGGGCUCGCCGGUCUCUGCCGAGUCCUUUCCCGCCGCGGCUGCGCUCGCGGCUCUGGACCACAUCUUUGGCCCGGACCUCAAGAUGGGCAACCGAACCGAAUCCAGCACCGCGAUCGCGACCAAGCGGGCGAAAGGUAAACCCCCGCUCCCCAAGCGAAGCAAGUCAAUGCGGAAGCUGCACUUUGACGAUGACGUCACCACCUCCCCGGUCCUGGGUCUAAGGAUUAAGGAGGUUCCGGUCGACCGGAAGACUCCAGGAGGCGACGGUGAGUUUGUGUGUCAGCUGUGCAGGGAGGCGUACCCGGACCCACUCGGACUGGCCCAGCACAAGUGCUCCAGAAUAGUUCGGGUGGAGUACCGGUGUCCCGAGUGUGCCAAGGUGUUUAGCUGCCCCGCCAACCUGGCAUCUCACCGCCGCUGGCACAAGCCCAAACUCGUCGACGUCAUCUCCGGUGACCGGGACACGCCCAGUCCGGAACCCUCUGAGUCCGGUUCGGAGGACGAACAGGUGGAGUGCGGCAAGUGCGCCAAAAAGUUCAAAGGUCACGCCUACCUGCGCAAACACCUGGCCGCCGCGCACGCGCACCAAGCGCCCCUCAACUUGAGCAACGACGGGACGAGCAGCGAGUGUCACUUUCGGCUGCUGCACGUCUUCCCGCGAAAACACGCCCACAGCCCCGCCCUCGCCCGAAACGCCACUAUCACGUGAUUGUGUUAUGGAAGUGCUGAGUUGGCCUUUAAAAUGCUAAAAAUCUCUGUGAAGGCAAGCCACUGGAAAGUUUGUUUGGUUUUGGCGCAAAUGUGUAGUGAAUGAGAGGAAAAGUAGUUGGGUGAUGAAGCAUCUUGUUUAUUUUAUCAUUUGUACCACGUGUUAGCACAAGUGUUAGCAUGAUGAUUUGUGUAGCCACUAAUGCCUUUAAUGACAAAUCCUGCUGUAAAACUGCCUUACACAUCUUUCAUACCUUUAUUGUUUCACACAGAGCUUUCUCUAUGACCAUUAUAUCUAGUUUGUAUUUAUUAUUUAUGUAUUUAUUAAGUUAUUGUCUUAUUACUGUGUGUUUGUGUAGCCAAAUGAUUUCAUUGUUGAUGAGCACAUUUUUAUAGCUGAAUGCAAUCAUGUCAAAUAACAUUGUGACUCUUUGCUCUUACUCUGCUUUGGGAUGUUUCUGCACAGUCUUUGCUAAAUGUCCAAAUAUAAUAAAGACCAAAACUAAACCUUUGAUUUACCUCGUUUUCAAACACAGACACGAUAUACGUAUGUACCUGUAACUCUU